AAGUCCGGCAAGACUGGGUUGGUCCGGAGGAGUAGCACAGGUUUGAUAUGGGUGCUAGCCGCAAGCGGGUGCGCAAGCGGGUGGGGAGCGCCAAGGACAGUGGUGGAAGUGUGGGCAAGAAGGGGAGCAAGGGCAAGGGCAGGAGCAAGAAGCGGGUGCGGAAGAGCACGGGGUCGAGUAAGGGCCGCCGGCGGCGGAGUUCAAAGUCGGGCGCGAGCAGCAGCGGGCGGCGGAGAAAGAGGACCAAGAAGCGGACGCACUUUACGUCGAUCUCAGGCUCGGGCUCGGGCUCGGGCUCGGAGACGCAGACUCAGGCUGGGUUCUUUAGCUCGGGCGUCGAUGCCAUCCCGACCAAGGCCGAUCUCGCGCACGCUGAUCAGCUGGUGAAAGACUUUCCGGAAGAUCCGCGGGUGUACAACAAGCGGGCCAAGCUCCACGUCCUGCUCAACCACAACCAGCAGGCGCUCAACGACUACGCGACGGCAAUCCACCUGCAGCACCCUCCAGCGUCGAUCUACUACCUCAACCGCGGAUACUUCUACGAGAAGCUCGGGCUGCUUGCGCAGGCGCUCGACGACCUCGACAUGGCGAUCCAGCUCGGCCCGAAGCGGUCGCGGAUGCAGGCUGCGUAUCUGUUUCGCGGGCGGGUUCUGCGCAAGCUGGGCGAGUUUGACCUGGCCGGAAAAGAUCUCGACACUGCUGCACUGUAUGAAGGCCCGGCAACCGAGCGCAUCCAGCAGGAGAUCAAUCUGCUUGCCGCCGCCCGGUCGCGCAAGCACGGUGGAAAGAGCAAGAGCAAGUCCAAGAAGAGUAAGAGCAAGUCGAAGAAGAGCAAGUCCAAGUCGAAGAAGCGGGCCCGGCUCGUAGAGCCUGCCGUCUCGCGCUCGCACAAGGCGCGGUCGCGGCGGUCGCGCGGUAAGAUCUCGUCGCGGCAUCCGACACCGGCGGUGUGGCCCGGCGGGAGCUCGGAUGACGAUUCGGACGAUGAUGACGAGUCAGAGAGCAACAAGAAGAAUCGUAAGGGGAAGAAGAAGACCCGCGUCAAGAAAAAGGCCAAGGCCGACAGUGGAUCUGGACGCAAGAAGGUACGGACCAAGAAGAAGGGCUCGACCAAGAAGAAGGGCUCGACCAAGAAGAAGGGCUCGACCAAGACCAAGACCAAGACCAAGACUCGGAAGCGGGUCAGGACCAAAAAGAAGAGCAAGAGUAAGAAAUAA
Molecule: messenger RNA, 1217 nt
Organism: Thecamonas trahens ATCC 50062
Lineage: Eukaryota; Apusomonadida; Apusomonadidae
Exons: 2
Coding region: 48-1217 (389 amino acids)
Molecular function (GO): protein binding
Source: RefSeq, a predicted model, not a curated record